AUGUUCCAGAACACCAAGCAAAUUCUACCAACUCUCUGUUACCACUUCAUCAAAGGGGUCUACUUCAUCAGCUCGCAGUGUGUUGUCGUUCCAGUCUUCAUAACGCUGCAUUUGUUACUAUGGCCGUUGAAAUUUCUACAACCAUCGACUUACUGGGCCAUUGAUGUCCAUUUAUUCAAGGCAGUAAUGGGAGUUGUGUCAUCAUGGUUUUACACAGACGGCGUCGUCAUUCAAGAAUCUGGGGAUUCUUUGGAAAAGAUUUUGGACGACGAAGCUCUGCUGAUGUGUAAUCACCAAUCUACUGCCGAUAUCGGAAUUAUCAUGCAGUCACUUCAUCCAAAAGGCAUGGCAGCAGGUCACAUGACUUGGAUCAUGGAUCACGUGUUCAAACUUACUCACUUCGGAUGGAUCUGUGGUCAACAUGGGGACUUCUUUCUUAAACAGCCUUGCAAAACGGAAUCGGAAAGACAAGAACAGAUUAAAAACUUCAGAACACAUCUACAAGAAGUGUAUACAAAAACACAGAAGAAAUGGAUGGUCUUAUUUCCAGAGGGAGGGUUUCUUUCCAGCAGGAAACCCGGAAGUCAGAGAUUUGCCAAGAAAAAUGGGUGGCCAGUAUUUGAAAACGUUGCAUUACCUCGUUUAGGAAUUGCUCAGACUAUUAUGGAUGAACUGACACAACAGAAAGCUGAUUCUAACAUGAAUGAAAACCCUGGUCAACUCAAAUGGAUAAUCGACAUGACCAUAGCCUACCCUGGAGGAAAAGCACCCAACGCCCUCGCUCUCAUAUUCUCUACGUGGAAAUAUCCGCCUAUCCAUGUGCACUAUCGUGUAUUCGAUAUCAAUAAAAUCCCCUCAGAUUCAACAAGCUUUACAAAGUGGAUGUAUGAGAGAUAUGGUGAAAAGGAUACCUUUUUGAAUGAGUACUACCAAACUGGGACCUUUAUGUCAAAGUUUCCAAAGACUGUCCAUACAGAUAAGAGGGGGGCAUUUGCUCACUUUGUAUUUUUUGUAAUUUGUAUGUAUUUGUCAAGUUCAUUCGUGUACUCUCCAGUUUUAUCCUUGAUAGGUGUUGAGGUUGUGGCUUUAAUCAUUGCAUGUUAUAUGGUGUAUUUUGUUUAUAACUUUGUACAAUACUUUAUACACAGUUGGCCGUCAUCAAAUGAAUGAGAUUCUUGAAAUAUUUACACCCUGUGUCUGGUAUCAGCUUAAUAUCAAUUUAUAUUAGUUAUCAAUUACAAUUACAAUUAAGAGGCUUCAUGAAGUUUGAUUUAGUAAUAUCUCCACCAUCAAAAUAAUUCUAACUUCAGUAAAAAAAAAAAAUUAGAAAUCAGACAGCCUAUCAAAUAUAUCGUUAUUGAAACUUGUAGCACAUCAUAAUGACCGAUGUGGUCAAAGUGGGCGGGUUGACACACGGCGGACAGGUGGAUUAAUAAUGGUGUUUAUAUCAACAUAUAUUUCAACGUGUAUAUUUUUUUGCAGCAAGUCUUGCAAUUUCCGCGAAGAAGCCCUAUCUAUAACUUAUGUUAGAUAUACCACAAAGCUUUCAAAUACUCUAAUCUCUGAUGGACCUUUGUUACGGCACCGUUUGGUCGCCGACGACCAUUCGUGCCGCACGUUUGGUCGCCGGCGACCAUUCGUGCCACACGUAUCGUCGCCGGGCGUCCGAACGUGCCGUGAGGG
Molecule: messenger RNA, 1683 nt
Organism: Ostrea edulis (European flat oyster)
Lineage: Eukaryota; Metazoa; Mollusca; Bivalvia; Ostreida; Ostreidae
Product: acyl-CoA:lysophosphatidylglycerol acyltransferase 1-like
Exons: 5
Coding region: 1-1170 (389 amino acids)
Cellular component (GO): endomembrane system
Molecular function (GO): acyltransferase activity
Source: RefSeq, a predicted model, not a curated record